AUGACGGCCUGUGGCUUAUGGGACUGGUGGGCUGUGUUGGGCUGCGGGGUUUUUCUGCUGGUCCACGGGCAGCAGCCACAGAGCAGCAACACAGACGGCAACCGGUGGAGGCAGAUGAUCCAGUGGGAGAACAAUGGCAGGGUGUACAGCCUCUUGAACACAGGGUCUGAGUAUGUGCCCGCUGGCCAGGAGCCAGCGGAUGGCAGCACCAGGGUCCUGCUAGCCGACACCCCCAGGAGCCAAAGCAGAAGGGGACAGGGGAACCUCAGGAGGCAAGCGCCCACCUUGCCAGUCAGGGCGGGCUCUGACACCAUCCGGGGCCAGACGCGGCAUCCAUUCGGCUUUGGCCAAGUCCCAGAGAACUGGCGUGAAGGGCCCGUCGGAGACAGCACCAGCUCCCAACGGAUCAGGCCAUCCACCAGCCGGCAACGACAGACCAGCUCCUCCGCUGCCGCCGUCGCCGCCUCUUCUUCGUUCUCACACUCCUCCUUUGGGCAGCCCUCCUACUCACAGUUCCCCUUCCCCCAUCCCCCUUUUGGGAACCAGCAUGAGCCCUAUGAUGCCCAGGUGUCUCGGGGCUAUGACGAAGGCUACCUAUACUACCGCAGCACAGGAAACGGAGGGGGUGCUGUUGCAUCAGCUGCUGCUGGUGUCGGUGUCCUGUACCCCUUCCAGUCCAGGGCACAGUAUGAGGAGUAUGGGGAGGACCAGAAUCCCUACCGAACCCAAGGCUACUAUCCUGCUCCAGAGAGGCCCUAUGUGGCAGUGCCCCCCCAGCCCCAGCCCGCUGAUGGGCUGGAUAGGAGGUACUCCCACAGCUUGUAUCAUGACACUGGUGCCACCGCAGAGCAAGGCUUCCAAGAUCCUUAUUCGGCAGCUCAGAACCAGCAGUCAACGGGACAAGGGGUCCCCGCUAUGGACAACUUACAGCUCAGCCCAGGGUCCCCUUUGGGGGCCAGCCCUGGGUAUGGAACUGACCCACGAUUGGGGCAAUACCCCCCUUAUGGUAACGUGCCACUGGAGCCCUAUGUCCCGCCCCACAACGUGGAACCCCAGCCACCUUUCCGGAGCUUGGAUCCCUAUGGGUCUCCGCGACCCGAACCCUACCUUCCUGUGAGGAGCCCGGAAGCCCCACAAGUGAUAUCUGACAACCAAGCCCGGGUCAGCGUGGGCAGCGUUUACAGACCCCCUCAGAAUGGACGGGGCCUCCCUGACUUAGUACCUGAUCCAAACUAUGUCCAGGCCUCCACCUACAUCCAGAGAGCUCACCUCUAUUCUCUCCGCUGUGCUGCUGAGGAAAAGUGCCUCGCCAGCACCGCCUACACCCCCGAGGCCACCGACUAUGACAUCCGGGUGCUGCUGAGGUUCCCGCAGCGGGUGAAGAACCAGGGCACAGCAGACUUCCUGCCCAACCGCCCCCGCCACAACUGGGAGUGGCACAGCUGCCACCAGCACUACCACAGCAUGGACGAGUUCAGCCACUACGACCUGCUGGAUGUGCCCACGGGGAGGAAGGUGGCCGAGGGCCACAAGGCUAGCUUCUGUCUGGAGGAUACCACCUGCGACUUUGGGAACCUGAAGCGCUAUGCCUGCACUUCACAUACCCAGGGCUUGAGUCCCGGUUGCUAUGACACCUACAAUGCUGACAUCGAUUGCCAAUGGAUUGACAUAACAGACGUUCAGCCUGGAAAUUACAUCCUAAAGGUUCAAGUGAACCCCAAGUACAUGGUGCUGGAGUCAGACUUCACUAACAAUGUUGUGAGGUGCAAUAUUCACUAUACUGGACGCUACGUUGCCACUACAAACUGCAAAAUUGCCCAGUAA
Emys orbicularis (European pond turtle) is the source of this 1824-nucleotide messenger RNA. It is a transcript of the gene LOXL1, whose product is annotated as lysyl oxidase like 1. The record is from RefSeq and is a predicted model, not a curated record. Gene Ontology annotation, molecular function: copper ion binding; protein-lysine 6-oxidase activity. Gene Ontology annotation, biological process: collagen fibril organization; peptidyl-lysine oxidation. The coding region runs from base 1 to 1824 and encodes 607 amino acids. The transcript is spliced from 6 exons. Lineage: Eukaryota; Metazoa; Chordata; Testudines; Emydidae.